Molecule: messenger RNA, 3501 nt
Organism: Grammomys surdaster
Lineage: Eukaryota; Metazoa; Chordata; Mammalia; Rodentia; Muridae
Gene: Fzd2
Product: frizzled class receptor 2
Exons: 1
Coding region: 237-1949 (570 amino acids)
Biological process (GO): non-canonical Wnt signaling pathway; canonical Wnt signaling pathway
Cellular component (GO): plasma membrane
Molecular function (GO): Wnt-protein binding; Wnt receptor activity
Source: RefSeq, a predicted model, not a curated record
CUAGGGCAGCGGUGCGCGGCGUCUCCGACCACUCAGUCCGACCGCGGCGAGCCAGCAGGCGGGUGCGCCGCCCCCUCCCCCGCCCGGUCUCCCAACUCUGCGGCGGCGAGCAAAGUUUGCAAGGAGGCGCGUGAGGCGGCCGGGCAGCUAGGCGGCAGCGGGGAAGGCGCGCGGUCUCUUGGUUGGGGGCGGGGGCUGGGGGGCGCCCAGGAGCCGAGUGGGGGGCGGCGGCCAGCAUGCGGGCCCGCAGCGCCCUGCCCCGCAGCGCCCUGCCCCGCCUGCUGCUGCCCCUGCUGCUGCUGCCGGCCGCCGGGCCGGCCCAGUUCCACGGGGAGAAGGGCAUCUCCAUCCCGGACCACGGCUUCUGCCAGCCCAUCUCCAUCCCGCUGUGCACGGACAUCGCCUACAACCAGACCAUCAUGCCCAACCUUCUUGGCCACACGAACCAGGAGGACGCGGGCCUGGAGGUGCAUCAGUUCUACCCGCUGGUGAAGGUGCAGUGCUCGCCCGAGCUGCGCUUCUUCCUGUGCUCCAUGUACGCUCCGGUGUGCACGGUGCUGGAGCAGGCCAUCCCGCCGUGCCGCUCCAUCUGCGAGCGCGCGCGCCAAGGCUGCGAGGCGCUCAUGAACAAGUUCGGCUUCCAGUGGCCCGAGCGCCUCCGCUGCGAGCAUUUCCCGCGUCACGGCGCGGAGCAGAUCUGCGUGGGCCAGAACCACUCCGAGGACGGAGCUCCUGCGCUACUCACCACCGCGCCACCUUCUGGGCUGCAGCCCGGCGCGGGUGGCACCCCGGGCGGCCCUGGCGGUGGUGGCGCGCCCCCGCGCUACGCCACUCUGGAGCACCCUUUCCACUGUCCCCGCGUCCUCAAGGUGCCAUCCUAUCUCAGCUAUAAGUUUCUGGGUGAGCGCGAUUGUGCCGCGCCCUGCGAGCCCGCUCGGCCCGACGGCUCCAUGUUCUUCUCGCAGGAGGAGACGCGUUUUGCCCGUCUCUGGAUCCUCACAUGGUCGGUGCUGUGCUGCGCUUCCACCUUCUUCACGGUCACCACCUAUUUAGUGGACAUGCAGCGAUUCCGCUACCCAGAACGGCCCAUCAUCUUUCUGUCCGGCUGCUACACCAUGGUGUCAGUGGCCUACAUUGCGGGCUUCGUGCUCCAGGAGCGCGUGGUGUGCAACGAGCGCUUCUCCGAGGACGGUUAUCGCACGGUGGUGCAGGGCACUAAGAAAGAAGGCUGUACUAUCCUCUUCAUGAUGCUCUACUUCUUCAGCAUGGCCAGCUCCAUCUGGUGGGUGAUUCUGUCCCUCACCUGGUUCCUGGCAGCCGGUAUGAAGUGGGGCCACGAGGCCAUCGAGGCCAAUUCGCAGUACUUCCACCUGGCCGCCUGGGCCGUGCCGGCCGUCAAAACCAUCACCAUCCUGGCCAUGGGCCAGAUCGACGGCGACCUGCUGAGCGGCGUGUGCUUCGUGGGCCUCAACAGCCUGGACCCGCUGCGGGGCUUCGUGCUGGCGCCGCUCUUCGUGUACCUGUUCAUCGGCACAUCCUUCCUGCUGGCCGGCUUCGUGUCACUCUUCCGCAUCCGCACCAUCAUGAAGCACGACGGCACCAAGACGGAGAAGCUGGAGAGGCUCAUGGUACGCAUCGGUGUCUUCUCGGUGCUCUACACCGUACCGGCCACCAUCGUCAUCGCCUGCUACUUCUAUGAGCAGGCCUUCCGCGAGCACUGGGAGCGCUCGUGGGUAAGCCAGCACUGCAAGAGCCUAGCCAUCCCCUGCCCGGCCCACUACACGCCCCGCAUGUCGCCCGACUUCACAGUCUACAUGAUCAAAUACCUCAUGACGCUCAUCGUGGGCAUCACCUCGGGCUUCUGGAUCUGGUCCGGCAAGACGCUGCACUCGUGGAGGAAGUUCUACACGCGUCUCACCAACAGCCGGCAUGGCGAGACCACCGUGUGAAGCGAUCUCGCCCGCCGGGCGCCCCCCUCUCCCAGGUCCGGACUGCACCCUGCCCUCCUUCACUCGGGAGGGGGGUGCACCCUACGGACUCCUCUAUUUUAUUUUUUUAAAUAAAGAACAGUAAAAACCAUUUUAUUUUAGGUCGCUUUUUAAAAAGAACUCUGCCCAACACCCCCCCCCCAGGUUUGUAAUUAAAACUGUAAAUAGUCUUUGUAAAUUUAAUUAUAUAUUUUCUAUUUAAAAGAAAAAAGAAAAAAAAAAGAUCAACGAGGGCGCCAGGGCUGAAGAAUGGGGUAGGGGUGGGGGAGGAGGUCUCGCCUUUUCUAAGUGCCCUUUUAAAAGCCGCCCUGUGCUCUGGUUCGAAUUUUUUUGGUGAUUUGGCAGGGCUGGGCCUGCUGGGAGAGGCACCUAGCCUGCUCGCUAUUUUUGUUGGCUUAAAGGAGUUAGGAGUUAGUUCCACUCAGCUUCUAUAAAAGCCAAAUUUGCAAGCCUCCUCACCGACGUGGGGCCUGUGGAAGCUGUUGGAUAUUUUUUAACAAGACUUGGAUUCGUUUUUGUUUUAUUUCCCGUUCUCCUGCUCCAUACCCCCACUCCCACCCCCGUUCUCCCUCCUCAUUUGUUCUGUCUCCCCCGCUCGGUAUCUGGAAACCUCCCAAUCCAGAUGCAGACGUGGAAAUAACAUAACCGCUUUUAGGGAGAGGGCGGAGAUGUGGGGAGGAAUGGCCUCCACCCCCCAGCCCACUCCCCGUGGGCUCGGAGAUCCUUCUGUGGUCUCAGCUCUGGCCCACGCGCAGAGAACGGGCAGCAAAACGCUUUGUGAAGUGUUUUGACAUGCCCCCAGUGCACACACCGUUUUAAGAACGACCCUCUUUUCCCUGGGAUCUUUGGCGCUUCCGUUCCCUUCUCUCCUGGUAGUCUGCUGUUCCGAGGUGGAAUCCAGGUUAGCUGUUUGUAGGGUUGGGUUGUGUGUUAUGUGUGGGGUUUUUGUUUGGGUUGUUUUUCUUUUCCAAAAGCAGUAAAAAUAGGUUGGGUUCGAGGGAGGGAAAUGGAUGGGCUGGUGGGACUUUUAGUUUUCUUUUGACAAAAGACUGGCCUUAAACAAACAAACAAACAAAAAUAAAAAGUUGUUCACGAAAACAACAAAGCCUAAUGGGUAAGUUUGCUUUAGAAGGCCUCUCUGGGCAGGCGCUUUGUGGCGGUGGGGGUGGGGCUGAGUGUUUACAUGGCAUUCUAUAUCAUAAGAUAGUGAUAAGAAUAUUUCUAACGUGUUUCUUCCCCCUGCACACAAGUAAAAGUAAGGAUUUUUGCGUAAGUCAGCGGCCCGAGAAAUGUUCUAUAAAGUAUCGUUGUUGGCAUGAGAAUUCCCGUUCCAGCAGCAGGCCUCGGUUCCCUCAACUAUGGAGUACUUUACAGUUUGUAUGCUAGAGAAGUGAUGUGAAGACCGGUGUGCUGCGAGAGCUCUGUCCUCAAGCGUCUCUCCUGAUUCUUGAUAAUAAAUAGUGCAAAUUAAAACCCAAUAAUCAUCCUAAUAAAGUGCAUUUAAUUAUCUUCA